Messenger RNA from Aplysia californica (California sea hare), 1671 nucleotides. RefSeq lists its product as uncharacterized. Bases 727 to 1671 code for a protein of 314 amino acids. Gene Ontology annotation, biological process: G protein-coupled receptor signaling pathway. Gene Ontology annotation, cellular component: plasma membrane. Lineage: Eukaryota; Metazoa; Mollusca; Gastropoda; Aplysiida; Aplysiidae. The transcript has 3 exons. Gene Ontology annotation, molecular function: G protein-coupled receptor activity. The record is from RefSeq and is a predicted model, not a curated record.
GUUUGAAAUCUGGUGAAAACAUUCUUUUAACCCGAAGCUGUGUUUAGAGGACUCCCACGAUUGACAGACUGUAAACAGACCUACAUGUUGGUUCUCUAACUUUACAGCGAGCAAUGCUGUCUAACAUAUGACCAAUAACUCAGUUGAAACUAGGACUUAUGAUAUGACGGACAAAUGUGAACACACGCCUUGUUUAUAAUCAGCUAGAGCUAUAAAACAAAAUCAAUUUUGUAAUUAAGCAUUGAUUAUACCAAAAUCAAGCUAAUAAUCAAUCAUACUUAUAAAAGCCAAGGGCAGAUUGUUUAUCAUUUCUACAGCUGAUACGUAGGACAGCUGAAACAUUUAGUGAGAAAAACAUUGAAACUCGGGUCUAUCAACAUCAUUGGGCUUUAAUUCUAGAUUCUCGUCAAUGUUCUACUUUGUUUUGCCUGAGCUUAAAGACUAAAACUCAAACAAAUCAAUAUCAUGUUACAUCGGAUUACUCGUCCCAGCAUCUAAGAUCUGUUUCAAAAUAAAAUCAAGACAAUCAUCGUCAACUAAAGGGUAAACGAUUCGAGAGGAGACGUAUCAGGUGUGAGGAAACUGAAACAGUUGCCAUCGUCUGAGAAACAGUUCAUUUCGACUUCUGUUGUCUCUAUCCUGCCAUUUUGGAAAACAGGAACUAAUCAAAAACUUAAUUGAAAAUACACUUCAGUCGAUUUUAGCCAGAAAUCCAAACAAGAGAAUAUGGAAAGCACAACAGCUCCGUCUAACAUAGAAUGGACGUCUGAUCGUCUCUUGGAUUCUGCUGACAAGGGAAGUAAUGAUACGGUUGUCUAUGUAAGAGACACUUCAUUUAACCUGAAUGGGAGAGAAAAGAAGUUAAUUUCUGGUUCCAUUUUCCACCCUUCCGGAAGCGGUUUACCCACACCAACAGCUCUAGACAAACCGAUUGUCCAUGGAGGCAGUCUCGACUUCGAUUAUCCGGAUGGUUCUCAGUCAAGUGCAGACAAUCGUUCAUUGCAGAAUACGAAUUACUUUCCGUUACCUCGGGUGCUGCAUAACCUGUUCAAAAGCGACGGUGACACCAACGCUACGUCCAGCGUCCUUUUUGAUACGGGCCUCAGCCACACCAGCACCAACAACAACAUAAUCAGCAGCAUCAGCAACAACUGCAGCAACAGCGACUACAGUUCUGACGACUACUUCUAUGACUAUAGCUCGGCUGACUCAUCGGUUCCACUGGACGAGAUUCUGCCCGUGUCUUUGGUCUAUGGCGUCACGCUGGUCAUCGGAGUCGUGGGCAACUUACUGGUCAUCGCAGCUGUGGCCAGGGACAGGAGACUGAGGUCUAUCACCAACAUCUUCCUCACAUCGCUAGCCUCUGCCGACCUGGCGCUGCUGUGUUUUUGUGUGCCCGUCAAGGUGAGGGUUUUUUGUGAGUAUGUGUGUGUGUAUGUCGACUGGGGAGAAGUGCGGGGACAGGGGAUGGCUCUCCGGAUACUGGACCAACAGGGAGAGUUGUGGUCAUCGGGAGAGAACACCAGGCUAGAACUGGACAAACUAGGGGCGGACAACUCAAGACCUCUUUGCCUGAAAGACCCUGGACGGUGCGACGAAAUUGGACCACAACAAGGCCUUGUGUGGAUGUCCUCGGGGAAGAGAAAGCAAAAUGCAAAGACAAAAGAUUGA